AUGUCACGAAACACGAUUCCUGUCGUCAACAUAGCCCCAUCUCUCAAGCAGAUGGACGAUAUCGACAGCCAGAUCCGCGCCUGGUCCAGCGCCAUAGAAAGUCUGGAUGUUGAGUGCACUCGCCUAGUGGGGUGCGAUGACCAUGACCAAGCUUUGGCUGCUUUGGGCGAUGGCAGUGCGAACCGCGAUGCCUCACGAGAGAACGCUGAAGACUGUGGCGUUGCAAUCUCCCCAAGCUUAGCACAAGCUCUUGAACGCAAAUCUCGCGCCACAGCCAGUCUGAGGGUAAUGGGAAGAGAAGUGGACAGCCGCGUCAACCAGCUCAGGGCCAGAGCCAACAGCAUCUCGAGAGGCACUGUCCGUCAUCUCAGUGCUGUCUCCUUGCCGAAGGAGAUCUGGGAGAUGAUCCUGUCAUUCCUUCAACCAGAAAUUAAAAUGGGCUGGAUUUGCGCCCUUUAUAUUGAAUACGUUGCUGCGAAAGCGUUCCUCGACGAAACGCAUGCCCCGCCAGAAUCUGUAUCCACAAACGAUAAUAAUAUCUAUACUCUGGGCAAGAUCGGGAAACAUAAUACUGUGAUCGCCAUCCUCCCUCACGGAGAAUAUGGCAUAGCACCUGCUGCCAGCGUGGCACGAGACAUGCUCCAUAGCUUUCCUAAUAUUAGGAUUGGCUUGAUGGUUGGCAUUGGUGGCGGUGCGCCUAGCCCGAAGCAUGAUAUUCGUCUUGGGGAUAUCGUCGUCAGUGCUUCUGGAAAUGGAAAAUACGGCGGCGUAUUCAAUUUUGAUCACGGAAAGGUCAUACAGAACCAACGAUUCCAAGAGUCAGGAUUUCUCAAUCAACCGCCUACAAUUCUGCGAACAGCUAUUGUGGCACUUAGGGCUGAACAUAAGGUCGACGGGCAUCAGCUUGAACGAUCCAUCAACGAUAUUUUAGACAAAAAACCAAGAUUACGCAAAAACUAUAGACGGCCUCUGGGAAUCACUGAUCGACUGUACCAACCUACCGUGCUUCACCAGCCGGAUGACGCGCCCAACUGCGACCUUUGCGGCAACGACCCAUCGAGCCUCAAAUUCCGCGCCGAAAGGACCAACGACGAGGAUAAUCCGGCGAUCCACUACGGUCUUAUCGCAUCAUCGAACAAGCUAAUGAAGAACGCUAUAAUCCGUAAUGAGCUUGCGGAGAAAGGUGUCCUUUGCUUCGAAACAGAAGCAGCUGGCCUGGUGAACCACUUUCCGUGCCUGGUGAUCCGUGGCAUCUGCGACUAUGCCGAUACACAUAAGAACGACAAUUGGCAAGGCUACGCAGCGAUGGCGGCUGCUGCAUACGCUAAGGACCUUCUCAGUCAGAUCCAUCCGAAUAAGGCAGAAGCUGAGAAGAAGAUCAGUGAGGUUUUGUCUGACUUACAGAACGAGGUCACAGCUACAUCCAAAAAGGCUGACACAAUUAUUCGACACCAUCUAACCCAACAACACAAAGAGUUAUUAGAAUGGCUGACCCUGGCUGAUUAUAGUCUAUUCCAGUGCGACAACAUUGGGAGACGGCAGCCAGGAACUGGCCAAUGGCUUCUGAAUUCACCAGAAUUCUGCAACUGGCGGGAUAGCCCUAAUCAGACUCUCUUCUGUCCGGGUAUCCCAGGCGCUGGCAAAACAAUUCUCACCUCGAUCGUUAUCGACAGCUUGAAAACACAGUUUGUAGAUUACAGCAAUAUUGGUAUUGCAUAUGUUUAUUGCAACUUUCGGCGCCGAGAAGAGCAAACCGCCAGGGAGCUUCUGGCGAGCGUUCUAAAGCAACUUCUACAAGGUCUAAAAACUAUACCAGAAAGCGUUGAAUCACUCCACAGAGCGGGAUCACGGCUCUCGUUGGAGUCCAUCUCAAGUGCCCUCCUGUGGGUCGCUGAACGCUUUUCAAGAGUCUUCGUCCUCAUCGAUGCUCUCGAUGAGUGUCGCACAUCUGAUGGCACUCGGACAAGGUUUCUAAGCGAGAUCUUUGAUCUGCAAUCAAAGUGUCAAAUCAACAUCUUCGCCACUUCUAGGCCAAUACCCGAUGUCACACGUCUAUUUACGAAUUGUGCUUCUCUCGAAGUACGUGCUACAGACGAUGAUGUCCGCAUGUUCGUCCGCGGUCGAAUGCCGCAAUUGCCCGAGUUCUUCGGCCAACAAGGCCUUGAAGAAGAUAUUACAAGCCAAAUAGUACGCUCGGUGCAAGGAAUGUUCCUUCUGGCCCAGCUACAUCUUGACUCUCUACGUGACAAGACUUCAGUCGCCGCCGUCCGUAAGGCUCUUAAUCAACUACCAAGCGGCUCAGAUGCAUACUACCACGCAUACGAGAUAGCCAUGGAGCGAGUAAGGGGCCAGUUGCAAGGCCACAAAGACUUAGCUAUGCAAGUUCUGUCAUGGAUCACCUGCGCAAAGAGACCACUUACUGUUGAAGAGCUUCGGCACGCCCUUGCUGUCGAGGUGGGCACCGACGAGGUCGACAUGGCUGCGUUACAUGACACAAGUCUCAUGGUGCACGUUUGUAUUGGACUCGUCACGAUUGAUGAAAGUGACGGCAUUAUCCGACUAGCCCAUUACACGACACAGGAAUACUUUGAGAAGACGCAGACGACCUGGUUUCCGAAAGCUGAAAACUAUAUCACAACAACCUGUGUUACCUAUUUGAGUUUCCGGGCUUUUAAAAGCGGGUGUUGUGAAAUUGACGCAGACUUCAAAAAACGAGCUCCGCUGUAUCUCUACGCUGCAAACAACUGGGCUUUCCAUGCUCGAAAUGCCGCAACUAUCUGUGAAGGAGUCAUUGACUUUCUUGAGUCAGGUCCAAAUGUAGAAUCCUCAGCCCAAGUAUGUAUGAGACCCGAAUUGGCUAUAAUGUCAUUUGAGGAAGGUCGAAAUAUCCACAGAAGGGCAAGGGGGCUGCAUCUUGCAUCCUUCUUUGGGGCCACAGCAGAAGCACGAACUUUACUCCUUACGAACUAUGUGGAACUCAAGGAGGGCUACGGUCGAACAGCAAUAUUCUAUGCAGCUCGAACUGGUCAAGAGGCUGUUAUGAACCUGCUUCUCGACAGUGGUGCAAAGGCUGACUUGCAGGAUAAAGGAGGAAAUACUCCGCUGUCGUUAGCGGCUGCUUAUGGGCAAGAAGGGUGUGUGAAACUAUUGCUUGCAAACGGCGUCAAGACUGACACAGAGGAUGAUUUCCGGCGGACCCCACUGUGUUAUGCGUCUGAGAAGGGACAUGACCGUGUGAUUCGUCUACUUCUCGAGGCAGGUUCCAAUGUUAACUGGGAUGGAGAUGGUCCCUACACACCGCUAUGGUAUGCAGUCGCCAGGGAUCACAUCACCACGGUCCGGUUACUCCUAGAAAAUGGGGCUAGGGCCAACCCGGCGCUUAUGUAUGGGGGUGGACAAUCGCCGCUGUCGAGAGCAUGCAGAUGGGGGAAUCAGGCAAUGGUCCAGCUACUUCUCAAGUACGGCGCUCAAGUCGACUCGAACGAUGAUCAGGGCGAGACACCACUGGAAUAUGCAGCUUGUUAUCGCCACAUUCCCAUCCUUCUGCUACUUCUCCAUCAUAGCAAGAGUAUCGACUUGAAAGGUCUCCGCCGACAAACGCGGCAAUCGCGUGUUGCUAGACAUGGAGAUCCGGAAAUUAUCAAGAUUAUACUUGAGAAUAGCAAGAAGUUUCUCUUCAAAAGUAGCUUGAACCACGAUCCACUGGCAUGUGCAGUGGAUCGCGCUCUAGAGGAGGUGUCCGAUUGCCUGGCAAGAAGACGUAAGCCCAAUCGAGGCCCACCAAGCAAAGCUCCCUCUCUCGCCUUUUCCAACACUGUCCCAAAAGGAACAUUCAAGUGGAAAUCGCUCCUUACAGAUACCUUCACCACUCAAAAGGAAUUUUCAAGUCUCAAGCGGAUGCAUCAAGAUGAUGGUACAGUGCCUGCUGCCGUUCUUACUAAGACACAGCGGAUUUAG
Fusarium tjaetaba is the source of this 3957-nucleotide messenger RNA. RefSeq names its product purine and uridine phosphorylase. The coding region runs from base 1 to 3957 and encodes 1318 amino acids. NCBI's taxonomy places the organism in Eukaryota, Fungi, Ascomycota, Sordariomycetes, Hypocreales, Nectriaceae. The record is from RefSeq and is a predicted model, not a curated record. Gene Ontology annotation, biological process: nucleoside metabolic process. The transcript has 5 exons. Gene Ontology annotation, molecular function: catalytic activity; protein binding.